ACACCGCCGUCUCUGUCUCUCUCACACCUUCUCUCUCUCUCACACCCACUCAUGGCCGACCUCCCGCCCGGCAAAGACACGGCUCCUCGCCAGAGGCUCAAGCCGACGUCGCACAAGGCCGGUGGCCGCCUCGGCCGCAAACCCAAGCCCCCGGGGGCCGCCCCCACGAUGGCCGCCCAGAUCCUGGCGGCGGUGGCGGCCACCAAGGAGCGCCGCGGGCUGUCUCUGGCCGCGCUGAAGAAGGCGCUGUCGGCCAACGGCUACGACGUGGAGCGAAACAACGCGCGGGUCAACGUGGCCGUCAAGGCGCUGGUGACCAAGGGCUCCCUGGUGCGCACCACCGGCACCGGGGCCGCCGGCUCCUUCAGGGUGGCGGGCAGCGCGCCGCGGGGCAAGAGGCGGCCGCGCACCCCGGGGUCGGGGGCUCCACACCAGCCGCCUCCCCCCCACAGCAGGAGGAGGAGACCCGCUCUCGCCUCGGCGAAGAAGCCCAAGAAAGGGGCGAAGAUGAAGCAGGCGGCGGCCACGGCCCGGAGGAUUUUACACGAAAAUAAAAUGUCGACUGUCGAGGUUUUGAAGGAAGAAAAGUGA
Molecule: messenger RNA, 591 nt
Organism: Callorhinchus milii (elephant shark)
Lineage: Eukaryota; Metazoa; Chordata; Chondrichthyes; Chimaeriformes; Callorhinchidae
Product: histone H1.3-like
Exons: 2
Coding region: 52-591 (179 amino acids)
Biological process (GO): nucleosome assembly
Cellular component (GO): nucleosome
Molecular function (GO): DNA binding
Source: RefSeq, a predicted model, not a curated record